UCGACGCGACGCGUUGAUUUUGCCGCGCAGUGCGUAAUGCGCUCGUUUUUAACAUAAACAUAUAGCUACUCGCUACGUUUUUUAACAAAAUUAAAAUCUUUGAUUCGAGUUUAAAAUAACAAUAACGCUCUCAGUACGCAUAGGAUCUAGAUUCUUUUGUUACCGCUGAAAAUACUAAACGAGCGUUGAACUGUCAGCUGAGAGGGCGUCAACGCGAAGGAUACUACUUAUAGCGUCGAGUUUUCCCUGUCCAUUCAUUGAUGUUUACUGAUUCAGCCGAUUGAAUAGCACGUGCAUUUGAUUGUUGUCAAAUAAGGGGAACAUCGACAACCGUUACAAAAACAAAAAUCAAUUGAUCGAUCGAUGUGAUCCGUGUAUGAAACUAUAAAUUAAAGAAAAUCAAAAAGAUCAUGAUUGAUUCAUGAUCCAUUUAUAAUUUAUACUCCGGCAAUUGGACAAGCAUACCUACUUUAUUAGAAAUUGUGAAAAUUAAUCAUAGUUGGUGUAAUAAUGAUGCUGAUAAUCAUAUCAAUGAGUUUGAUGUCUCUUAUAUUGGAGCUGGUUGUUAAAUAACAGAAAAUUUAUCAGAUCUGUAAAUGCACUUAUAUUUUUGACUUCCAAACAUGAGUUUUUUUCAUGAGCCAGAGGGACUUAAAAUUAGUGUUAGCGAUGAGCAAAUACAAGAAGAAGUGGAAGAUCAAGAAGAUCAACAAAGACGCAAUGAAGAAAUAAAAAAUUUAUUAACCAAUGCAUUUGAUGACUUAGAUAAUGAUGAAAACAGCUCUGUUAACAGCAGUUCUUAUUUGGAUAAUCAUUCAAAUUUGUCAUCAAGACAUUUCCAAAAUGGUAAUGAUUUUUAUUACAAUGUUGAUGAGAGCCAUGGGAUGUACAAUGGUGAAAGGGGAAAAUCAAAUACUAGUAUUUCAAUGGAUCCUCCAACGUUAUCAAAGCAUUUAGACUCAGAUUUAACUAUAGAUAAUGAGGAUCACGCACCGCCGUUUGCUUUUGGUAAGAACAAUGUUAAUCCUAAUUAUUUAUGUAGUUUUGAAACACCAACAAAUCGUUUUAAACAAGAUGAAACCUCAGCUUCUCCAAAUUAUUAUAAAGACAACUAUGAACCUGCUGAAAACGUAAGAUCGGAAAUUCAAGAAACCAUGAAUGCAGAAAAUCAUUAUCAAGGUUUAACUCAUUCAGAUAAUACAACAGCUCAGAACAUUUUGAAUUAUCAACCUGGUGACCAAUUAGAUGUUCUUAAUGCUAUUAGAAUUAGAGAAAUAGACAAAUUAACAUUAGAAUUAAGACAAUUACAAACGGAAAAAGACGAAGCUAUUAGAUUACUAGAAAGAAAACUAACUUUGUCACAGGUAGAAAUAGAGAGAUUAAAUGUAUUGAAAAAUGAAACUGAGCAAGGUCUUGCCAAUGCAACAUCAGAAAUUUCUGAUCUAAAAUUACAAAUAGAAAAAUUAAAGGAAGCCAAUAAAACUUUGGAGAAAAGCAAGCAAGAAGUUAUUGAAAAGCUUUCAGUUGCUGAAAAUACAAUUUAUGAAUUAGAACAAAAAGUACAUGUUUUGGAAGAUUUAGAUUAUGGAGAAUCCAAUAAAAAAUUGUCUGAAAAGUGUUUGCAACAAAUGCAAGAAGAUCAUAGUUUACAACUGAGGAAUAUGCAAACACAAAUGGAUGCCAUAUCUCGUGAACUUGACAUUAAGAACACUGCAUAUGAUUUAUUGCAAAAGCAGUACGCAGAGUUGAGAGAAGCAUAUGAAAAUUAUACGCGAGAACAUGAUAAUGUCAACAGUUAUGAAGAAAAGGUAGAAGACAAGCAAAAUCUAAGUGAAAAUGACAAUAGUCAACAUCAACUCAAAAUAGUUUCAAGAAAAUAUGAUGAAUUGAAAAAAAUCUACAAUAUUUUAAGACAAAAAUGUUUAUCUUCCUCAGAUUUAAAAAGUAAAGAUUCUGAAUCAUUGCAAAGAGAAAAGCAACUUCAUGACUUGCAAUGCACUGUACAAUACUUAAAAAAAGAAAAAGCUUGUUACUCUAGCAGAGUCAAAGUAUUGGAACAAGAGUACAUAAAUAAGAUGACUAGUCAAACAUCAAAUAUAUUUGAUCAAAUUGCAAUUAGUUUAAAUAAACUUAAUGAAAUUAUGAAAGUAUGCAAUAAUAUAGAAAAACGAAAUUUCAAACUAUCAAAACAGAUAUCUAUAACUCAUUUUAACAGAGAUACCUUGCCGAAUAAUAAUAAAAAAGAAGAUAUAUUAGAUGCUUCAGAUGGACCUGUAGAAGAAGAUACCAAAACUGAAAUUGCCAACAAGUCUGAGUAUGAUUCUUCAAAAGAAAUUGUACAAUUAAGGAUAGAAUUGCAAGAAGUACAAAAAGAACUUGAUAGAGUUAAGGAGUUGUAUAUAGAUGUAUGCGCGACGAAAGACCGACUUGCCUUAGAUUUCAAAAAUCAAUUGAACAGCUUUAAAACAAAACAGCAGCACAGUGAAUUGCAACAAGAACGCGACUCUAUAACACAGAAAAUAAAAAUGCACAUCGCGACCAACAAACAGAUUUUCAGCGACUGCGUUCACCAACUAAAAUCCGUCACUGAUAUUCAAGAAAACGUGCAAUUGAAAAAGAACCUGAUACAGCAGGAUACGCAAACCGAACUCGAGGAGCAUCUCGAAAAUGGAGUAGAUCAAGUGGAUGCGUCGCGUAGUAGUUUGCAGCGCGAACAAGAGAACUUGAUUCACGAGACCACUUUGAAAGAGAUGAAGAAGAAGAUGGAAGCGAAAGUUGUAGAGGAACUUCGCUACAUUAAAAGUCAAUACGAACAAAAGUACAAAACCGAUUUGGAAAAGUACGAAAAGGUUCUUCUGCUCCUUCGUCGCGAAUUGAAAGAAAAAAACGUGCAAAUGCAGUUGCAACAAGAAUCCUAUUUGGCGGAAAAAUUGAAGAUCACUUCGGACACGAAAAUGCGAGAAGAACAGCUGGUUAAAUUGGUCGAGGCAAAAAUGCUUGUUUUCCAAAAGCAAAUACUAUUGAAAAACGAGGAAAUCGAAAACCUCAACAGCAAAAUUGUACAAACAGAAAUGCUCUUCGAAGAAGACAAGACUCUCAUGGCAAAGAUAAUGUCUGAGUGGAUCUCAGAAAUUCAAAACAUUGUUAAGAAGAAUUCCGACUUGGAAAAGGAAAAUUCCGACUUGGAUAAGAAGCUCAAAGAGUCAGAAGAACUGAAUGUUAAAUUUUGUACAGAAGUUCAAGCCCUAAAGAAAAAAGCUGCGAGUGAUUUUCAGCUAUUCAAAAAGAAGUACGAACUUAUCAAAAAAUCCGCGUUGAAUUACAAAGAGUACGCUAGGAAAAAGGAAGAAUAUGUUAUACACCAGUGCAAGCGAGUAGAGAGUGGUUACAAAAAAGCGUUGGAAAUUAUCAAACAAAAAAUCGAGGCUCUUAUAAUUCUGCAUGAAAAAGGGAAUUAUUUACUCCGUAAACAUCCGUUGAAAUCGGCGAGAUGAUAAAUCUUUCCGAGAUCGACGUUACAUAAUUCAUCAGUAUUAGUUGCAGAAAAAAAUUUAUCACUAAUUUUUAUCCUAAGAAGUAACGAUAAUUUUUUACAUUUUUGUAUAUUACUUGUAGACGUGCAAUUCUGGAUGAAUUACGCUGUAUCAUAUGUACAUAAGAUUUUUUAUAAUAAAUCUAUUUAUAUGUUAAUAUAGUAA
Molecule: messenger RNA, 3698 nt
Organism: Nasonia vitripennis (jewel wasp)
Lineage: Eukaryota; Metazoa; Arthropoda; Insecta; Hymenoptera; Pteromalidae
Product: protein CROWDED NUCLEI 2-like
Exons: 2
Coding region: 624-3494 (956 amino acids)
Biological process (GO): centriole replication
Cellular component (GO): centrosome
Source: RefSeq, a predicted model, not a curated record